Molecule: messenger RNA, 675 nt
Organism: Laccaria bicolor S238N-H82
Lineage: Eukaryota; Fungi; Basidiomycota; Agaricomycetes; Agaricales; Hydnangiaceae
Exons: 4
Cellular component (GO): proteasome core complex
Source: RefSeq, a predicted model, not a curated record
ACAAGGCAACCGAUCGUAACGGGGACGAGUGUUUUGGCUAUCAAGUACAAGGACGGUAUCAUGAUGGCAGCGGACAAUCUUGCGUCGUACGGCUCUCUUGCCAGAUUUAAAGAUAUCCAACGUCUUCAUGCCGUAGGCAGUAACACCGUUAUUGGCGCUGGUGGAGACAUGUCCGACUUCCAAUACAUCCAAAACAUGCUAGACGAGCUUAUGAUUGAUGAAUUCACUGCACAAGACGGACACGCUCUUGGCCCCGCAGAGAUCCACGAAUAUCUCGCCCAGGUCUUAUACGCUAGACGGACGAAGAUGAACCCGCUGUGGAACUCGAUCCUUGUUGGGGGCUUUAAAGAUGGACAGCGGUUCUUGGCUUAUGUCGACCUGUUGGGAACGACGUACUCCGCGUCGACACUGGCUACAGGUUAUGGAUCAUACAUCGCUCAGCCCUUGCUGAGAAAAGCCGUCGAGGGACGAGAAGACGUCCUUACAGAGGCUGAGGCGCUAGAGAUCAUCGAGACGAGCAUGAGGGUAUUGUAUUAUCGAGAUGCUAGGAGCUUGAAUAAAUUUCAAGUCGCGACCAUUACAGCAGAGGGCGCGAAGAUUUUAGAAUCAAAGAGCCUCGAUACGUCAUGGUCAUUCGCAGAGGGCAUCAGAGGCUAUGGCGCCCAAACGCAAUGA